AUGAUUGUGACCACUAAUAUCUCGAUCUCACCUGAGAAAACUAAGGCUGCUAUCGACAAAGCCCUUGAGAAAGUAGCCACACAGCUCCGUGAAUUGAACAAUUAUAUUUGGUCAAAUCCCGAAUUGGCAUACGAAGAACACAAAGCGCAUGACGCUAUUUGCGACUUCCUUGAAAGCCAGGGAUUCACAGUCACACGGCAUGCAUAUGGAGUGGACACAUCUUUCGAAUGUAUCAGCGGAAGUGAGGGCCGACUUAUAAACUUCAACGCUGAGUAUGAUGCAUUGCCUGGUAUCGGCCAUGCCUGUGGCCACAACCUCAUCGCCACCAGCAGCAUUGCAGCCUUUUUAGCCUUGAGCUAUUUGCAGAAGGAGCUUGGAAUUAAAGGUAGAGUUCAAUUACUUGGUACUCCUGCUGAAGAGAAUGGUGGUGGUAAGGCCAAAUUGAUCGAUGCUGGGGCUUAUGAGGGCGUCGAUAUCUCUUUGAUGGCCCAUGGUGGACCAAAGAACCUGGUUGGAUCUCCUAGUGAUGGAGUCGCAGGAGUCUUGAUGAAUGCCCGUAAAGAGCUACACGUGGAAUAUUUUGGCAAGAAUGCCCACGCGGGAGGUAAUCCAUGGGAUGGUAUCAAUGCAUUGGAUGCACUAGUUCAGGCAUACAAUGGAGUUUCGACCCUGAGACAGCAUAUUCUCCCCGAGGAACGAAUUCAUGGGGCCUUUCUAGAUGUGCCAAAGACUGCCAACGUCAUUCCGGCGUACACAAAGUCCUACUGGCAAAUUCGAAGCCCAAGUUUGCAGGGUCUCAACAAGCUCAUUGCCAAAGUCCGUCAGUGUAUGGAAGGGGCGGCUACCACGACAGGCUGCACAAUUAAAAUCAAAGAGGAGGGCCUUUAUACCGACAUUGUUUUAAACGAGACGCUUUGUGAGAGAUACACGAGCCACUUGGCGGGCUACGGAAAGAAGGUCAUUCAGCGGCACGGGCAGGUCCUUACUGGAUCUUCAGAUGUUGGCAAUGUCAGCUACGUCGCACCAACCCUUCAUUCUAUGUUCGCCAUCCCCACACCGGAGGGUUGUUUCCCGCACCACCCAAGUUUCACGGCUUGUGCUGGAACUGAUGAAGCCCACGAGGAAGCGAUUCUUACUGGAAAGGGGUUGGCUCUGGUUGGGUGGGAUAUGAUGACUGACGAUAGUCUUUAUGAGUUGGCGAAAGCACAGUGGGAGGGACAGCUCCCUGCCACUGCUUCUCAAUCGUGA
Messenger RNA from Penicillium manginii, 1248 nucleotides. RefSeq names its product M20 family metallopeptidase. Bases 1 to 1248 code for a protein of 415 amino acids. The transcript is spliced from 5 exons. Gene Ontology annotation, molecular function: dipeptidase activity. The record is from RefSeq and is a predicted model, not a curated record. Lineage: Eukaryota; Fungi; Ascomycota; Eurotiomycetes; Eurotiales; Aspergillaceae.